Lottia gigantea (owl limpet) is the source of this 2550-nucleotide messenger RNA. RefSeq lists its product as hypothetical. Gene Ontology annotation, cellular component: plasma membrane. The annotation marks the transcript as partial. The record is from RefSeq and is a predicted model, not a curated record. Lineage: Eukaryota; Metazoa; Mollusca; Gastropoda; Lottiidae. The transcript is spliced from 19 exons. Gene Ontology annotation, molecular function: guanyl-nucleotide exchange factor activity. Gene Ontology annotation, biological process: Ras protein signal transduction; positive regulation of GTPase activity.
UUUUCAGUGUUUCGUCAAGGUGACAUUGGCACCAAUUGGUAUACAGUGUUAUCAGGAUCUCUGGAAGUGACAGUGUCUGAGACUGGCAAAAAACAGGAUGCUGUUACGUUAUGUAUAUUGGGACCUGGGACAUCGUUUGGUGAAUCUAUAUUAACCAAUAAACCUCGUCAUGCUACAGUCGUUACGAGAGAUUAUACAGAAUUAAUACGUGUUGAACAGAAAGAUUUCAAAAUUCUAUGGGAGAGAAACAAACAGUUAAUGGAACGGGUAUUAACUCCAUUAAGUGCCUUGCAAAAACUAGGUAGGUUCAGUUAUUAUACGCCCACUUCUCUCUAUGUGCGUCAACAUUUGCGUGCGCCAUCCCAGAGAUUAGCUAGAGCAGGAAGAAUUUUACGUACCAUGUUAUUGUGCCGAGCUCCUCACAUGAUACGAGAUAGAAAACUACAUCUACGUACCUACAGAAGAUGUCUUGUGGGCUCGGAGAUGGUUGAUUGGUUGAUGCAACAGAGUACAUUAGUUCACCAGAGAAACCAGGCUGUCGGAAUGUGGCAGGCUUUACUAGAAGAGGGCGUCAUUGUUCACGUGUGUCGUGAGCACCAAUUUAAAGAUAAAUACCUUUUUUAUCGAUUCGAAGAUGAUGACGAGGGGAUUGGAACGGUUCCGACCAAUAUUGAGAAGAAAGAAGCCGAAGACAGACUUCCUGAUACUGUCCUCAUGUUAGCUACGAUCGGUCCUGAUGCCAUGAUGAGGAUGAUUCUUCGAAAACAGCCAACAGAAAGAACAAGUGAAGACCUAGAGAUAGUAUAUGAAGAAUUACUCCACAUCAAAGCUCUUUCUCAUCUUUCUACCAUGGUUAAACGAGAGUUAGCCAGUGUUCUUAUAUUCGAAUCACAUGCAGAAGCCGGCACUGUUUUAUUUAAUCAAGGUGAUGUGGGGAAGUCUUGGUAUAUUAUAUUAAAGGGAUCUGUUAAUGUUGUAAUUUAUGGGAAGGGUAUUGUCUGUACGUUACAUGAAGGAGAUGAUUUUGGUAAAUUAGCCUUAGUUAACGAUGCUCCCAGGGCGGCUACGAUAGUACUAAGGGAAGAUAACUGUCAUUUUUUACGAGUUGAUAAAGAAGAUUUUAAUCGUAUUUUACGUGAUGUAGAAGCAAACACAGUGAGAUUAAAGGAACAUGGACAAGAUGUUUUAGUUUUAGAAAAAAUUCCAACUAACGUCAAAUCUCAAGAUGGUUCUGUCCAGUCACAUUACAAAUAUUCUGUAAUGGCGGGUACACCAGAGAAAAUGUUAGAACAUCUUCUAGAAACAAGAUUAGAUAAUAAACAAGAUGAAAAUUCAGGUAGGGCUAUUAUUUCAUCUUUCAAGACGUUUCAAAUACUUUUAGAUAUAGCUAAUGCCACUGUCCUUCAAAAUACCCUCAUUGUACACUGCAUGGUGUUGCCCGUCUUCAUUAGCCCAAUUAAGCGUAGAAGAGUAGUACGUAAAACUUCAGAGUUCAAAGGGUUAAGGGUAUAUCAUGGUUUUUUUUAUUUACACUCAGUGUUUAAAGGGUUAAUAAAAUCUCUACUGGUGAAAGGAAAAAACCGAGAUUCUGGAAUUUUAAAAUAUUCUGUAAUGGCGGGUACACCAGAGAAAAUGUUAGAACAUCUUCUAGAAACAAGAUUAGAUAAUAAACAAGAUGAAAAUUCAGGUAGGGCUAUUAUUUCAUCUUUCAAGACGUUUCAAAUACUUUUAGAUAUAGUCCAGUCAACCAUUCAGAGUAUUGUAAAAGUAUAUUGUGCUGAUCAUACGUACAGCUCGUUUCGAUUUCCGAUGAAUACCUCCGUAGCUGAAAUAGUUCAUCAUGCUAAAGAUAAAUUAUCUCUAGGGGACGAUUUGAUUUUAUGUGAGGUCAAAUCUAACGGAGAUCGUAUGGUAUUUAAAGAUAAUAAUUUAUGUGUUACAACUGGAUUGAGUUUAAAUGGAAGAUUAUUUAUAACCCCGAGAGAACAUAUAGACGCUUUGACGCCUUUACAAGAGCAAGAUGGGCCGUCAGAAUCUACAGCAAACUCUAUUGAGCUCAUGAGCACAAAAGAAUUGGCCUAUCAAAUAACCUUAUACGAUUGGGAACUGUUCAAUGCCUUGCAUGAGUUUGAAUUGAUCUACCUGGUAUUUGGUCGUCAUAGAUUUAAUAAAAUAACGGCCAAUCUAGAUCUGUUUUUACGACGGUUUAAUGAAAUACAGUAUUGGGUUGCCACGGAAAUGGUUUUAUGUUCGAACGUCAGCAAACGAGUUCAGUUAUUAAAGAAGUUUAUUAAGUUAGCUGCAAUCUGUAAAGAAAAUAAAAAUCUGCAUUCGUUUUUUGCGAUUGUGAUGGGAUUAAGUAAUAUAGCUGUUAGUCGGCUUUCACAGACCUGGGAGAAAUUACCUGGUAAAUUUAAUAAGUUAUUUGCUGAGUUCGAGACGGUGAUGGAUCCAUCUAGAAAUCAUCGUGUUUACAGAUUAACAGUUGCCAAAAUGAAUCCACCAAUUCUUCCUUUUAUGCCUUUAUUAAUGAAGGGUGAGUAUUGUUAG